This is a messenger RNA of Gossypium arboreum, 1402 nucleotides long. RefSeq lists its product as uncharacterized. Bases 95 to 991 code for a protein of 298 amino acids. Gene Ontology annotation, cellular component: transcription repressor complex. NCBI's taxonomy places the organism in Eukaryota, Viridiplantae, Streptophyta, Magnoliopsida, Malvales, Malvaceae. The record is from RefSeq and is a predicted model, not a curated record. The transcript is spliced from 7 exons.
AAAACAAAAAAACAGCUGCUAGAAUUUAAUAACACCCGCUUCUAUAUUUUAGGUUUUCGAAUUGAAAAUUUUAGGGCGCGCAAGGUUGAAGAAGAUGUCAAACACAAGUUCGAGUCCGACGACCGCAAUUCGGGGAUCAAGCAGCGGAGCGAACGCGGCGUCUACGGCGGUGGUAAUGGCAGCAGGAGGGGGAGGAGUGACUAUGACUAUGAGAGGGCCAUGCCCACCGACAACGGCAACAGCAUCAACGAUUACAACUUCAUAUCACGAACAGCAAUGCCUGCCAACAGCGGCGGUGGUGUACCCAGUAGCGUCCUCCGGUAGGGGUUUCCUUUCAACAAACCACUCUUGUCGCCCUAUCCUUCCUUAUCAUCCUCAUCCUCAUUCUCAUCCCUUUGGCAACCCCAGGCCGCCGCCUCCACCGCCACCACUUCCCCAUCCUACUCACUUCCAUCCUCCUCUUAAAGGCCUACCCCCUUCUCUCCAUCCCAAGGUUGCUUCAUCGCCAUUUCCACAUGCCGAAACUAAAGGAUAUAAAGGUGUUAGGGAGAGAACCAAAGAUGAUUCUCUUGUCAAUGUUAGGGACCGAAAGGUCAGAAUAUCUGAUGGGGCUUCGAUUUAUUCUCUUUGCCGUUCAUGGUUGAGAAAUGGGUUCCCAGACGAACCUCAGCCCCAAUAUGGAGAUAUUUUCAAGUCUCUUCCACAACCUUUACCUAUACCGGUUACGGGUAGUUUGCCAAAGGAAGCAGAAGAUAGAGAAGAACAAGUAGAGGAGGAUAAAAAGGAGGACGAGCAAUCAGUUGAGAAUUUGUCAACAGAAGAUCUGUUGAAAAGGCAUAUUAAUCGGGCUAAAAAGGUUAGAUCAAGGUUACGACAAGAACGUUUGAAACGAAUCGUGAGAUACAAAACAAGGCUUGCACUUCUGCUACCUCCCCUUGUAGAACAGUUCCGAAGUGAUGCUGCUGCUGCAGCUGCAGCCGUAGGGAACUGAUGGGAUGAUUAGUAAGCAUCCGAAGAAAGUAAUGACAUACAGGGGCCUCCUGAAUUCCUGAUAUGAUGAGUUUAUUUUAUAUAUAUGGUAGUUUUUUUGUUUUAAUAAUAGAGUAGGAACUAAUAGAGUGUAAAGGGAGUGACCCAAGUUUUUAUGUUCAAGUGUGAGUGUUAUAGUUUGGGUUUAGAGCUUCAUAUUGAUUUGUUAAUGGUGUGGUAUUAUUGGCUUUGGAAUAGGUUCUCAAUAUCAAGGGAAGGGUGCAUGGUUAAAAACCACUCUCUGUUAGUUUAGUUACUACUAAUUACCUUGAUUUUAUUAGUAUGAAUAAAUUAUACUAGAAGACAUAUAGGUUUUGCUUAUAUUGGUAGGACAAAUUUUGAUAAAAUAAGUAUUCUCUGUGCUUAUAAUAAA